GGACGAUUGACAGAUGGUAGGGUGGGUAGUACGGAAUACAGUGGAGUAUUUAUUACUCGGGUUGAAAAGCUGGAAGAAAAUCAUUUUGGGGUAGAACUGUGUCUAAGUGUGAACUAAUUUAUGUUUCUUUUAAUUGGAUACUUGCUGUCCAGUUCAUUGUCCCACAGCCACUUACUUUACUAAGGGCGAGGAGUGAUUUUUUUGUUGUGAGGUACAGUCGGACGAAAGAACAGUGUCCUCUCGAAGUUGGUGAUCCAUUGCAGUUAACAGCAAAGGCAAUAGUGUUCAAGGAAAGACUUUUAAACACAGAUAUGGUUUCAUUAGCGGAUUUCAACUUCAGGUCUUCGUUACGGUACUUUCUAACGUUGUCACUUUGGGUUCAUAGCAAUUUCUGUUUCGCCAGCGAUUUUAGCCCCGAGGGCUGGCUACAGCAAUAUGGCUACCUCCCACCUGGAGAUCUUCGUACACAUACAAUGCGAUCGCCCCAGACUGUCUCCACAGCCAUCAGUGCCAUGCAGAGGUUUUAUGGUUUGAAGGUGACUGGCAGUAUUGAUGAAGAAACAAAAAAAGCUAUGAAACGACCCCGUUGUGGAGUACCUGACAAAUUUGGAACAGAAGUCAAAGCCAAUGUACGCCGAAGGCGAUAUGCUAUCCAGGGCCUGAAAUGGAAUCAACAGGAUAUUACAUUUUGCAUCCAGAACUAUACUCCAAAAGUGGGAGAAUAUGAAACAUUCCAAGCAAUUCGUAAGGCUUUCAAAGUUUGGGAAACCGUUGUACCACUAAGGUUUCGUGAGAUAGACUAUAGUUUGAUUCGUGAUGGUAGUGUCAAACCUGCUGACAUCAUGAUCUUCUUUGCUGAGGGCUUCCAUGGCGACAGCACACCAUUUGAUGGGGAAGGCGGGUUUCUUGCGCAUGCCUACUUUCCUGGAGUUGGAAUUGGAGGGGAUACCCACUUUGAUGCUGCCGAGCCUUGGACUAUUGGAAAUGCAGAUCUGAAUGGUAAUGAUGUCUUUUUAGUAGCAGUUCAUGAGUUAGGUCAUGCACUUGGACUUGAGCAUUCCAAUGACCCUUCUGCAAUCAUGGCCCCUUUCUACCAGUGGAUGGAUACUGAGAACUUUGUUCUUCCUGAUGAUGACAAAAGAGGAAUUCAGGAGCUGUAUGGUACUCAUCGCAGAAAUCCUAAUCCAACUUUACCUCCUAGACCCACAAGGAGACCUCAUGUUCCACCAUCCAGGAAGCCAGUGAAACCAGAUGUGACUGAUUACCCCAAUGUUCCAGAUCAACCACGUUAUGGACCAAAUAUAUGUGAUGGAAACUUUGAUACUAUUGCAGUUCUGCGAGGAGAAACAUUUGUGUUUAAGGAACGCUGGUUUUGGCGUGUACGUAAUAGCCAGGUUAUGGAUGGAUACCCAAUGCCAAUUGGUCACUUCUGGAGAGGACUUCCUGCAAGUAUAAAUGCUGCAUAUGAGAGAAAGGAUGGAAAAUUUGUAUUCUUUAAAGGUGACAAGCACUGGGUAUUCACAGAAGCAUCAUUGGAGCCUGGUUACCCCAAAAGCCUUCGAGAACUUGGCAGUGGCCUUCCUAAAGACAGGAUUGAUGCAGCUCUUUACUGGCUUCCAAAUGGCAAAACAUACUUCUUUAGAGCCAACAAGUACUACCGCUUUAAUGAAGACAGGAGAGAAGUAGACAGUGAUUAUCCAAAACUUAUGGCUGUCUGGGAUGGUGUUCCAGACUCACCAAGGGCAGCUUUUAUGGGACAUGAUGGAGAGUACACUUACUUCUACAAGGGGAACAAGUACUGGAAGUUCAAUAAUCAGAAGCUGAAGGUAGAACCAGGGUUUCCAAAGUCUAUCCUUCGAGACUUCAUGGGCUGUGACACAGACAAAGACCCAGAGCGAGAGGAUAAAACAGAGGAUGGCACAGACACAGAAGUCAUUAUCAUUGAAGUGGACGAGUCCAAUGUUCCCAUUAAUCCUGCAGCCAUUGUGAUUCCUGUCCUCCUUUUGCUUUGUGUUGUGGCCCUGGGUUUGGCUGUUCUCUUUUUCAGACGAUUUGGAACACCCAAGAAGCUGUUGUACUGCCAACGAUCUAUGCUGGACAAGGUCUGACUUUUCCUGGCAGCUGGUUUUUCUGCAUGGUGGAAAGAGACUGUCCACUCAGGCAUUGAGGAGUUUAGCCUUUGCACAUUAAAUACAAACUGUAUCCAUUCCUUUGUUCUCUUUCCUAAGUUUCUUUUUUGACUGCCUUGUUUUUCAGGCAGAGCCCCACUCCAUGGUUAAGAGAAGGUACUAAACUUGUACGCUACUGUUGCCUGGUCAUUGCAGAGAGGUCACAGCACCAGGGGAGGUAUAACAUCAAAUUGUUCCAUCUCUCUGAUCUAGAAGUUAGUACCAUAUUCCUUUUAAAUUCUUUUUUUUUUUUUUGCCAGAUUUUGACAGUUGACUCAAAUAUUUUAUCGGGUAUACAGUCUAACAGGUAUUCCUGUAUAUUGAGUACUUAGUCACAUAAACAAAACAAAGGGUCAAAAUUGAUAAGUCAUUUUGGUAUCUGAUGUUUUAAUUUGUUACAGCUGCUGAUAUAAACUUUCAAUAUUGCUUUAGAUCUUUGAAGCAAUGUUUUUGUUGUAACACACAUCAGUUUAGUGUGCAGUUACUGUUCACUGAAGGCCACCGAACCCAUGGAUAUCAGUAAUGUGACAUGCCACAAAGGAUGGAUUGCUUAUUUUCAUCUUUUUUUUUUUUUAUACGACAUGGUGUUUAGUCUCACUUGCUGGCAAUCUGCUCAGUGUUUUCAGGGAGUUUUUAAGAGGCUAGUCUGGGAUAAUGCUGUAAAGGGAGUAGACAGGUCAAGAUUUAUCCUUGUUUAAUUAAGAACAGUUUCAAGGACCAAAAUCAUAUGAUCUAGCAUGCUAAAUGACAUACCUCUAAAGUGCAGUGCAUACCAAAGUAGUAGUCCACAUGUAAGUGCUAUUUCUGGGCACACAGGUGAUUGAUAUAUUUAACCUUUCAAAGUGACUUUUACCUUCGUAGAUGCUAAACCAUAAAUGCAUUAGUUUAGACAUCAUGUACAUUUUUCUAAACAUCAGUUUUUAUCUUUUUGCUAGAGAGAGUGAGCGGUACAAGUAUUUAAAAAAAAAGUGAACACGAGUCUGCAUCCAUAGAAAAAGGUCAAAGGUUGGUAGCAAUACAGCUUUUGCUUGCUAAAGGAGUUUAAAGUAUGCAAAGAAAAGUAGGGCAGUUUUUCAUUGCUGAUUAUGUAAUAUUUUCACUUGUAUAAUUAUUUAAUGGGCUGUCCUACGUUUCCUUGCACAGUUGUUCUUUGGAAGUCAGGCAGUUAUUUUUGAAUGAAAAUAGUGAUUGCUUGAGACUGUCAUGAUGUUAUGGGGAUUGUUUUCCCUUUCUCCACUGUUGAGCGACCAAGGAGUUAAACAGGUAAAUUUGAGAUUUGCCUCCCAUGUGAGGAAUGCCCCCCCCCCGCCAAAAUGUUUUCAGUGCGUGCCAUUACAAUGAUUAGCACUGAAAUGUUUCCUAUGGUUGCAAUCGCUGAAGUAGUUUCCAAGCAUUCAUGUUCUGGUGUUACAUAGUAGAAGCUAAUUUGGUGAAACCUCUCUGCUAGUGUGACACUUGGUUCCAGAAUGCUCUGUCUGAUUUUGUUACAUCUAAUUUAUAAUUGCAGUUAAUGAUGACAUGCCAAGUAGCAGUAUGCAGAGUUACAGAUUGUGAAGGCAGUGAGGUUGCAGGGCAUAUGGAACUGGACAUAUUUCAACUAACUCAAUAGUUUAGGAAUUUCAGGAAUGUCCAGUGCCAAAUUACAGUUCCUGUCUUGUAUUACCAUUAUGAUUUAGAUCGGAAGUUGUAGGCUAAAGUUUGCAGUGACCAGCUGUAAUGGUAGGAACUGUAAACGAUUCUGGGAAUGAUGAAGAGCUGGAGUUGCUUUGCCAGAGAAUUUCAAGUUACUGCUGUGCAGGAUGGUUUGGACUGGGGCCAGAGAUAUUUAGUGGUCUGUAGCAUGUGUACAUAGGUAGGAGAGGCAGUGGUGUCAAGUGAAAAGUGUCACAUUGUGAUAUCACAGACAAGAUUAAGUUGAAGCAUACUGCAGGUGCUUUGCCCAUGUGACCCAUGUAGGUGCUGAAAGGCUCAGUAUGUUUGUCCACAUGAUCUGCAUGAUACAAAACAUUCUCACUUAACAGCUCUACUUUGUUAUUCAGCCUUGUUUAGAAUAAAGUUCUUAAAUACAUUUAAAGACAAUAUGAUCAUAGUAGUUGUUUUUCACUCUUUCCCUUUUUUAGAAUAAAAUUAUUAAAUAUAGUUAAUAUUAAAUACUGGAAGUAUAUAACCUGAUACUGCACAUAAAGAGACUUGAAAAUAAUGAACAGUUUGAGGAGGAAAAGAAAGGAAAAAAACAGCAAAUUCCAAAACUCAGUCACACUUUAAGCAUUUUUGGAGUGAUAUUUAUUCCCACCCACCAUUCAUUGUCCCCAUACCCUUGGUACUUAUAGUAUACAAAUGUAAGCUUGCUGUAAUUCAGUCUGACAAAUAUGUCUGAGUAAUGCAAGAUGACUUUUGCAGCCACAUUUGCAUUUGCAGUUUUGCUGAAAUGAGGAUCAGAAUUACAACACCCCAAAUUUUACUAGGCACUCAUAACAAUAAGAAUGUGAAUAGGCACAUUUAAACAACACAGCACUGGUUUUGACUCAUUGGAUGAUCUCAUUGUGAGAAAAGCACUCCUUUUGUAUUUUCAUUUGGAUUUUAAGGAAACUUCAUUAAGUAAAAUGAUUUUAUGAAUCACAGUUCAGCAAAACAAAAGCUGUAGCAGUGUCACAAUACAGACCAUGGGAGAAAAUUUGAGCUGUUUCUUAAACUGUAUUGCUUUUUGGUAGACAGAAAUUGUCUUUUCUACUUUUAUUUACCUUAACUAACCUGGUUGUUGAAUUUGGACUCACCUUAGCGUGGGCACUUUGAAUCCAGUUUCCCAGUCACUUGACAUAAUGGCAAUGCCAUACGAUAUUUAGUUGCUGACCUCUGGGACUCUUUUUCAGGCCUGAUUUGUUUUGUAACCAAUGCUUUAUGAUUUGGCAGGGAGGGAGGAAGAAAUAUAAUUUUGGUACUGGUGAAAUCGCUAAUUUCAGUGCAUCUAUUCCUUUCUACCAUGGAGUUGGGCUCUCUGAACUUAGCAGACCGUAGACAGACCCAUAGUAUAAAUGUUCUGUGUGCCUGUUAUGUAAUCACUGAAAAUCUCAUCCAAUCAGUAUCUUCAAAUUAUCUCAAGGGUUUAUUAUGAAAUGUAAUUGAAUGUAACAUUUUUAUAUGUAGUAAUGUUGCCGAAUUGUGAACAUAAAAAGUUAACAUCACUGUCAAGGCAGUGGCUCACUUGAAGGCCUGUAGUAGUUCUGUGCUGGGGGCUGGGCAUCUUGCAAGUAGGACAUUGAAUACCCUUCCAACUUCCCAUUUUAAUGGUUGCUCAGCGGUUGUUAGAAUCUCCAUUUUGCUUUCAAAGAGAGCAGCAGUAUAUAUUUAGUGUGCUGGGGGAAAAUCUUGCUGCAUUUUGUAAAAACAAAACAAACAAAAAAAUACCUUACUUUUUCUUUCAGUCUGGUCUUAGUAGUCGGUUACACAUUUAAGUCAGUAACUACAGAAGAAUGGAUUAAAUAAAAAAACAUUACAUAAAGCAAUCAAGAUGGUCAGCAGGUUGAUUUGUAAUGGCUUUUGAAAGAAAAACACCAGUGGAGGGAAUGAAAGGACUUCAUUGAAUCAAAGAGAAAAAAAGAAACUUAAAUAGGCUUCAUUCAUAGCUUGAUGAACUUUUCUGAAAAGUAAUGCAGCAGAGGAAGUGAUGGAACAUUAUUUGCUUUUUUCUCAUGCUCAAGUGACACGAGUUAUGGAUGAACUGAGUGUGCCCUGAUGCUACUAUUUUUUUAGUACAACUGUAGCUACAGUUGAACUGAGUGUGUUCUGAUGCUACUGUUUGUUUAGUGCAACUGUAAUUUCCCUUAUGGCCUAUUGUACAUCUGUACCCCCCCAUUCUGCUUGCAUUGCUUGUCUGGGCCUGCAUUAAGUUAUGGAAAGGAGUCUAUAGAAGCAUAAGGGGGGGUUAGAGAAUGUGAGUGGAUGUGUAAGUAAAACAGAAUAUUACCGACAGAUUUACUCAACACAUAAAUGACGUAUGCUGGUAUUCAUCUAUCAUUUAAUUCAUUUAUCCAUUCAUUCAUUCUUUGCUUGCUACUUUUAGCUGACUUAUGCAAUUUUUUCAUGACCACAUUCUUUGCUAAGGUGCCUUUCUAGCCAACCUUCGGAUACCGCAAAUGACGGCUGAUUACUAAUUUAUGUUCUGUCCUGGUUGACAACUUUUAAUGUAACAGAAAACUUAAUAAUAUAUGUAUAGGUUCUUCAGCCAUUGUUCCACUGCAGGUCACUGGGAAACAUCCGUUGGUUGGAAAGUAAAGGCCUUGGGCAAAUAUACUUUGCAUGUUCAUGUUAAAAUAUGUAAGUGUUUUGUAUCAGAGGAGAUACUGGAUGGGUUAUUGGCAAAUCACUGAGACAGUUAGUUCUGUUGUUUACCAAAUUAUUGAACCCACUGUCUAAAUGUCCUGCUUUUCUUAAUUCUUCAAUUUGAGUGUUUGCUAUCUUUUUGACUGUAUGAUAAUUGGAAAGAGUAUUUAUGACUCAUCUGAGUCAGUAUGCAGCUGUUACCCAAGCAGAUUUUCUUUGCAGCUUUGAGUACAAGGAAGAAAAGCAAGCGUUAUGUCAAACGUCAAAGUUGCAUUACUGGACAACUGUCUGUUUUCUCUUACUAAUUUCGUCCAUCACUUUCUCUUUCAUAAACAGUUUUCAAGAUCAAUUAUAAUCCUUUUCUCAGAAAGUGAAGGUAUUUGAUGGAACCACUUGCCUUAGUUUGUUCAUUGUUUGAUGACUGCAUACAUGUUCUACUGGAGAUGUGUAUAAAUACUUUCUUCAAUGAAAUAUGAAUAUUGAACAGUUUUUCAUGUGUACAAUAUGUAGGGUUCACCUGUUGCACGUGUUUAUCGCCAGAGUUAUUUUGUAAAUUAACGACUGUACGUAUUUUGUACAGUGCUAAGGAUACAAGUGUGCUGUCUUGCUCCAGGAAAUGUUUGUUUUCCCAUACUUACAUAAAUUGUCAAAAAAUGUGGGUAUUCCCAGUGGAUAAUCAUGAUAAUUUAAGCCUUGUGUCUCCAGUAACCCUACAGGUUCUGCUAUAACCCUGUGUUCAACAAUUUGCCUCCUGAAAAAUGUUUUCUUAAUGCACACAGACAAGGUACUGGGUGACAAGACUGUUUUUAAUUGUUUGUUUUUGCUAACUUUUUAAACAUAACUAUAUAUUAUUAUUAUCAAACAGUCAUGUUUGUUAUGAAUUAUGCCAAAAACCCUGCAGGCCAGGCUGGUAAUUGGCAAAGAUUGUAACAAUUAUUUUGAACCCUUUAUAAAAAAAUAGUUUUAUUUAAAAAAUAAGAAAAAGGAUAAAAGCUGAACAUGGAAAGUAAAACACAUUUGAUCCAUCUGUAUCUUUAAAAUAAAAUAAAGAUUCCAGUGGCUUUUGGAAAAUG
Molecule: messenger RNA, 7561 nt
Organism: Protopterus annectens (West African lungfish)
Lineage: Eukaryota; Metazoa; Chordata; Ceratodontiformes; Protopteridae
Gene: MMP14
Product: matrix metallopeptidase 14
Exons: 10
Coding region: 312-2108 (598 amino acids)
Biological process (GO): skeletal system development; collagen catabolic process; zymogen activation
Cellular component (GO): extracellular matrix
Molecular function (GO): zinc ion binding; metalloendopeptidase activity
Source: RefSeq, a predicted model, not a curated record